Etheostoma cragini (Arkansas darter) is the source of this 942-nucleotide messenger RNA. RefSeq names its product troponin C type 1b (slow) (gene tnnc1b). Lineage: Eukaryota; Metazoa; Chordata; Actinopteri; Perciformes; Percidae. Gene Ontology annotation, cellular component: myosin II complex. Gene Ontology annotation, molecular function: calcium ion binding. The transcript is spliced from 6 exons. The record is from RefSeq and is a predicted model, not a curated record. Bases 233 to 718 code for a protein of 161 amino acids.
GUUGUCAGUAUGUCUCCAUUGUUGGGUGGCUUCUGUUAUUUCCUAUUUAUAGAAAUCUCUCUCAGUCACUCCUCCCUCCAUCACCCUUGGAUUUUGCAGGAUGGGUCAAAAGGUUUUUUAGUGCCACACUCCUCCAACAAUAAACACUGAGGCAGUCAUUGCUGGCAGUACUUGUGUGUGAGUGCAGCAGUGAGUGUAGCGGUGUGUCAGAGGCAGGGAAGGACCAGCAGCCAUGGAUGACGUGUAUAAAGCAGCGGUUGAGAACUUGACAGAGGAACAAAAAAAUGAGUUCAAGGCUGCAUUUGACAUCUUCAUCCAGGAUGCAGAGGACGGCUGCAUCAGCACCAAAGAGUUGGGAAAGGUGAUGAGGAUGCUGGGACAGAAUCCAACCCCUGAAGAGUUACAGGAGAUGAUUGAUGAGGUGGAUGAGGAUGGGAGUGGCACAGUUGAUUUUGAUGAGUUCUUGGUUAUGAUGGUACGCUGCAUGAAGGAGGAGAGCAAAGGAAAAUCAGAGGAGGAGUUGGCUGAACUGUUCCGCAUGUUUGACAAGAACGGAGAUGGCUACAUAGACUUAGAAGAACUGAAAAGCAUGUUGGAGUCCACUGGAGAAGCCAUCACAGAAGAUGACAUUGAGGAGCUGAUGAAGGAUGGAGAUAAAAACAAUGAUGGGAAAAUUGAUUAUGACGAGUUCCUUGAGUUCAUGAAAGGUGUUGAAUAAAGGAUUCAGCUGGAUGCCUCACAACCCAGUAUCUUCACUUUCCAUUGACUUCAUCAUCAUCAUCUCUACCUUUUGUCAGCGUUUACCAAACCCAAUCAACACACCGGUUCUCAACCUCAGCAGAAGGACCUCAUUGACUGCAAAUAUCUUUCUUCCUGAAAGUAAUGAUCAAUCAAAAUGUCAUAUAUGAGACUAUUUUCAAUAAAAGGAUUUUCAUAAGUGCA